AUGGCAGACUACGGUAAUAAUAAUUGCGAAGCUGACGUUUCAAUGAUGAGUUUUGGGGAUAAUGACAACCAGUUCAUUGAGAACUCGACUAUGCAUCCGGAUAACCCUAACCCACACUAUUAUAAUGACACAGAUGAAAAACAGCAACAAAACAUAUCAAGAAGGAAAUCAUCAAUAAUAUUAUCAGAAGACUCUCAAACUGACACUCCAAUGGAUGGAUCGUAUAGCAGUGAGCAACAACUACCACAACCACUUGAACAGCAACAACAGCAACAACAAAAACAGCCCGAAUUGCAAGAUUGUCAGAAUUAUCAACCACAAGCGCAGCCUGUUCUGGUUCCAACUGUUUUCAGAUGGACCGAAGGUGGUGAAAAGGUGUAUGUGAUGGGUACAUUUACAGGCUGGAGAAAGAUGAUAGCUUUAAAUGGUCCUAACCCUAAAGAUGGAUCAUUCCAAGUCCAAAUUUCCUUACCACCGGGCACUCAUCGAUUCAAAUUUGUGGUUGAUAAUGAAGUUAAGUGUUCAAACUUCAUUCCUACUGCUACAGAUCAUUCAGGACAUUUUGUGAAUUAUUUGGAAAUCUUUCCAACCGAAUAUGACAUCAACAGGGAUCCGAAUAGCAAAUCCAGAGCGUCAAUGAGAACAAUCGACUCAAAGUUAGGGCUCACUAAAGAUGAUGAUGAUAUGGGAGAUGGUUACACCCGGUACUAUGAUGACCAAGGCAAUUCCCCAAAUCAAGAGAAAGAUUACAUUACAACCAUUCCUCCUAUAUUCACCGAUCCAAAAGUUAUGGAGGAAUACUAUUUGACAUUAGAUAACAAUGAAAGGAGAGGAACUUACACUCAACAGUGGUUAAUUCCUCCGCAGUUACCUCCACACCUUGAAAAUGUGAUUUUGAAUAGUUAUAACAGCAACGACAAGGCAAACACUGGUGGUGCUUUGAAGAUUCCGAAUCAUGUUGUCCUUAACCAUUUGGCAACGACAUCUAUCAAACAUAACACAUUGGCUGUCGCUAGCGUAGUGAGAUACAGACGUAAAUAUGUCACCCAGAUUCUCUAUGCUCCUCUUCAGUGA
Pichia kudriavzevii is the source of this 1074-nucleotide messenger RNA. RefSeq lists its product as uncharacterized. The coding region runs from base 1 to 1074 and encodes 357 amino acids. Gene Ontology annotation, biological process: signal transduction. The record is from RefSeq and is a predicted model, not a curated record. Lineage: Eukaryota; Fungi; Ascomycota; Pichiomycetes; Pichiales; Pichiaceae. Gene Ontology annotation, molecular function: protein kinase binding. The transcript has a single exon. Gene Ontology annotation, cellular component: cytoplasm; nucleus; nucleotide-activated protein kinase complex.